This is a messenger RNA of Thrips palmi, 5742 nucleotides long. RefSeq lists its product as uncharacterized. The transcript has 21 exons. Gene Ontology annotation, molecular function: lipid carrier activity. Bases 86 to 5650 code for a protein of 1854 amino acids. The record is from RefSeq and is a predicted model, not a curated record. Gene Ontology annotation, biological process: lipid transport. NCBI's taxonomy places the organism in Eukaryota, Metazoa, Arthropoda, Insecta, Thysanoptera, Thripidae.
AGAGCCAAGGCAAGCCAAGCUAGAGCCCAGCUGGCUGCUGCGGGAAGGGUGCUCGUUGUCAGUCUGUCUUUGCCAGUCGGACAAGAUGGCCCUCUCCACCGUCGCCCUGGUGCUCCUCGUGAGCGCUAUCGGCGCCAGCACCGCGACCAGCUCAAAUGGCGUCCAGUGGAAGCCCCGCCCGCGCAUGGAGUACGAGUUCGAGCUGAACGGCCGCAGCCUGGCGGGCCUGCCCGCCCUGCAGGGCCAGUACAGCGGCGUGCAGUACGCCGGACGCGUGCGCGUCCAGGGCCUCACCGCCGACACCGCCAUCAUCCGGCUGGAAAAGAUGUCCUGGUCCGCGCUCCACGCCCGCAUGCAGUCGGGCUGGUGGUCCGCGGAGCCCCAGGGCAACGCGACCCUCUCCGGCCACGGCCACAUGGCCUCCAUGCCCAUGCCCCUGUCCGGCUCCUCCGCCGUGGCGCGCUUCCACGACGGCCAGGUGCAGACCGUCCUGGUGAGCCGCGAGGCCCGCGACUGGGAGGUGAACCUGCUCCAGGGCGUGCUCGGCCACAUGCAGAUCCAGGCCGGCAGCAGCGGCAACAGCCUGCACGGCAAGGAGCAGCACAGCGAGCAGGGCGUGUACCGCGUCCUCGAGAACGGCGUCUCCGGCCGCUGCAUGGUGCAGUACGAGGUGUCCCCCACCAACGCCCCCGCCGAGGCGUCCGCCGCCGAGGCCAAGAUGUGCGCCGGCAAGCCCUACGUCCAGAUCACCAAGACCAAGAACUUCACCGACUGCGAGCAGUACGCUGAGCAGAGCCGCGGCCUCCCCCGCUGCUCCCCCGCCGGCAACUCUUGCGCUAGCCUGUGGGCUCGCAACACCCUGACCCAGCUGGUGGGCUGCGGCGCCGGCGCCGACCUGCAGCUGGUGCAGGCCGUCAGCUCCAGCUCCAUGCAGGCCGAGCUGCAGACCCGCGAGGAGUCCCGCGCCGUGGUGCACAGCUCCGUCAACAUGACCCUGGUCCGCGCGCAGCCCGUCCGCGAGCGCCUCGCCACCCCCAAGGACGGCGUCGUCCUCAACGGCCUCGGGUACCGCGUCGGCGGCAAGCAGGUCAACGGCGCCUACGGCCUCGACAGCGACUACAGCGACAGCAGCGAGGAGGGCGACGACUCCGUCGAGGUGAUCCGCCACCCCCAGCAGCAGAACCAGGCCGCCAGCAGCGAGAGCAGCAGCAGCGACUCCGACGACACCAGCGAGUCCGCCAGCGCCGCCCAGAAGCACAAGAAGGCCUCCAGCCACAAGAAGAACUCCAACGACCAGCAGAAUCACAAGUCUCAGAAGCACAAGAACCAGCAGGACUCUUCUUCUUCCGAGGAGGACAACAACAGCGCCAAGCACAACUCCCGCAAGUACAAGAACCAGCAGGACUCUUCUGCCUCUGAUUCUUCUUCUUCUUCCGAGGAGGACAACGCCAGCGCCAAGCACAACUCCCGCAAGCACAAGAACCAGAAGGCUUCUUCUUCUGAGGAGGACAGCAACAGCGACAACAACGCUAAGCACCACUCCCGCAAGCACAAGAACCAGCAGGACUCUUCUGAGGAGAACAGCAACAACUACAAUGCCAAGCACAACUCCCGCAAGCACAAAAGCCAGCAGGAUUCUUCCUCUGAGGAGAACAACAACAGUGACAACAACAGCGACAACAACGCCAAGCAGAACUCCCGCAAGCACAAGAACCAGCAGGCUUCCUCCUCCGAGGAGAGCGCCAAACACAUGAACGGCAGACUCAGCCGCAAACCCCGCAGUGCCAAGUCCAACAACAACAAGCAGGGCAGCGACGAGGCCGCCGUCGAGGACGUGUUCGCCGGCGUGCUGUCCCCCGCCGCCGUGCAGCAGAACGCCACCCUGCGCGCCGCCCUGCAGAAGCGCGUCGCCGAGGAGGUGAACAAGGCCGGCGCCGAGCUGCGCCGCCAGGACGGCCCCGCCCCCCGCACCAUGGAACGCGUGAGCAUGGCCAUCCGCGUGGCCCGCGCCCUGUCCGCCGACCAGCUGCGCGCCGUGCGCGACCAGCUCCACGCCCAGGAGGCCAAGGAGCUCUUCCGUGACAUCCUCGCCAUGUGCGGGUCCACCGCCUGCGUCCAGGAGACCGUCGCCAUGAUCAAGGACCGCAAGAUGUCCGCCGUGGCCGCCCAGAUGGCGCUCGCCUCCCUGGCCGACCGCGUCAGUGUGCCCACCCGCAACAUCCUGAAGCACGUCCAGGACCUGUACCAGAGCAGCAGCGACCAGCAGGUGAAGAUCGCCGCCGCCCUGGCCGUCGGCAACCUGGCCGGGCGCGCCUCCCGCUCCGUGGCCGCCUCCGCCGCCGACUUCCUCGGCGAGCAGCUGGCCGCCGCCAGCCAGGCCAGCAAGGGCAGCAAGGCCGCCCUGCGCGCGCCCCUGGCCGCCGCCCUGGGCAGCACCGGCACCCCCCAGGCCGCCCAGGCCCUCAUCAAGGUCGCCAAGAACGCCAAGAACGCCCCCUACCAGCGCGCCCAGGCCAUCCUCGCCCUGAGGGCUUCCGCCUCCCGCGCCCCCGCCGUGGUUCGCGACGCCCUGCUCGCCCUCUUCCACGACCCCACCGAGCCCGCCCCCGUGCGCAUGGCCGCCGUGUCCCUGCUCGUGUACCUGCGCCCCUCCCUGCCCCUGUGGCAGCGCCUGGCCAUCUCCACCUUCUACGAGCCCAACAUGGCCGUCUGCAGCUACGUCUGGGCCACCAUCCACUCCUUCGCCCAGCUCCAGGACCCCGCCUUCCGCCAGCAGACCCAGUUCGCUCGCCUGGCCCUGCCCCUGACUCGCCGCUCCCCCCAGGGUGCUCACCUCGCCUUCAACGUGGUGGCCGCCUCCGUGGACGCCCACCUCGACCGCAUGGUGCACGAGCAUGUCUCCAUGAUGGCCCCCGCCGACGCCGCCAACGCCUACUACCGCCGCGUCGCCCGCCGCUCCGGUGUCUCCAGCCUGGACCAGGAGGUCGACAUGUGGGGCGCCAACCCCGACGAGCUGCUGCAGGCCGCCAUGGACGCCGUGUUCGGGCGCCAGGACAAGGCCUCCGCCCGGCCCGUGGUGGACAACAAGGCCGUGCCCGCCUUCCACGCCACCAGGACCAUCCACGACAAGCUGAGCAUCGUGCGCCGCCGUCUGCAGGACCCCCAGGGCCACCUGCGCCUCACCCUCAAGCCCUUCGUCAACAACCUGUUCGUGCCCUUCGACAAGGACACCCCCAGCCAGAUCGCCAAGGCUGCCGGAUCCCUGAUGGACAAGCUGCGCUCCGAGACCCGCUUCCACGCCCAGCAGAUGGGCGGCGAGGAGCUCUCCAUGGCCGCCGUCACCGAGAUGGGCUUCCCCGUCAACUUCCGCAUCCAGGCGCCCUGGCUCGUCCGCGCCGAGGGCAGCGCCCAGGUGCACCGCAACCACUCCGCCAACGCCAACAUCACCUGCAUCUACACCUCCGGCCUGUCCGCCCAGCUCUCCGUCCAGCCCUCCUGGACCACCCGCGAGUACCUGGCCGCCGUCAACGGCCACGCUCUCAUCCAGCUGCCCGCCACCGCCGUCAGCGCCCAGAUGAACGCCACCGACGGCCGCGUGUCCGUCCGCGUGGAGCCCGGCCACGACGCCGGCUCCACCGUGCUGGCCCGCAUCGCUACCCAGCCCCUGACCUCCGCCCUGGACCUGAGCCGCGGCGAGCUGGCCACCGAGAGCGGCGCCGCCCACAACGCGAGCCGCGACGCGCCCACCGCCCCCAUGGCCGCCCAGACCGUGGAGCUGUCCCCCUGGGAGGACGUGUCCCUCAGCCUGCGCGCCCCCGUCGACAAGGCCGCCCUGGUGGCCUGGCUGCAAGACUCCCGCACCGUCCUGGGCUUCCCCGUGCUCGGCCGCCCCCUGUCCGCCUCCCGCAUCGAGCUGGUGGCCGCCCGCCCCCGCGCCGUCAACGUCAGCCUCGCCCUCGUGAAGGGAGUGAUGCAGAGCGGCGACCUCCAGGUCGUGUACCCCGCCAGCCUGCGUCCCAGUGACGCCGCCCCCGCUCAGCCCGAGUACCCCAGCACCACCACCGAGUACCCCAGCACCUCCACCACCACCCCCGCCCCCACCACCACCAGCACCACUGAGUACCCCAGCACCACCACCGCCGCUCCAGCCGUCGUCCGCACUCCCCGCGCCUCCAACGGCGCCCACGGCAGUCGCGGCAAGAACGGCUCCCUCUACGAGGACGACGGCGAGGUGGACUUCACCCGCAGCCUCUUCAACGCCACCACCCUGAACCCCUACAGCAACCGCGUCAACGGCAGCAACGAGCUCUACGUGCUGUCCCAGGUGCUCGGCGGCAUGUCCGGCGGUCGCGGUUACGUGGUCGGCGUCAACGUGAGCGCCGAGGCCGCCGCCGACAAGACCGCCAGCAGCUACUCCGCCUUCUGGACCUUCGGCGCCAACCUGGGCGGCCGCCUGGUGCGCACCGGCCUGUUCGGCCGCAGCGACGCCGACAACGCGCAGGUGGCCGCCACCGGCGCCGUGCUCAAGGACGUGCCCGCCCGCGCCGAUCUCCACGCCGCCCUGCGCCAGCUGCCCGCCGUCAUGGUCAAGGCCGAGUACGUGCAGGUCGACGCCAGCGCCGCCAAGAAGGUCGUCACCGCCGUGAUGGAGACCGACCGCAGCGCGGCCCAGAGCCGCCGCCUGCAGCAGGCCGCCCUGGAGCAGUACUGCGUGCCCAAGGACGCCAGCCACGCCAAGAACGCCAGCGUGGCCGUGAGCCGCGCCUGCCGCGAGGUCCUCGGCGCCGCCAACACCCCCGACCAGUUCAACGUGACCCUCAACUACAACAGCGCCGCCGACGAGUCCUGGGGCGGUGCCGUGCACGGCGCCCUGCAGGCCGCCCGCGCCUACCUCUGGAACCAGGGCAACAUCAUGGUGGACACCCUGGCCGCCGGUAACAACAACGAGCUCGGCGGUGGCAUCACCGUCCAGGCCGACGGCACCCUCAACGGCUGGCUGCAGACCCCCCGCACCCUGACCAGGAUGGCCGGCGCCAAGGCCCCCGUCGCCGGCACCCUCAUCCAGGCCGCGCACAAGGAGACCGGUGACUUCUGCGGCGUGAGCGCCACCCGCCUGGUGACCCUGGACGGCGCCAUGGGCGACAUGAAGCUGGGCGACUGCUGGCACGUGCUGGCCAAGGACUGCUCCGGCAAGUCGCGCGUCGCCGUGCUGGCCAAGGCCGACAAGGGCAAGGCCGAGCACAUGGAGGUCGAGAUCAACAUCGACAACUACCAGAUCGCCCGCCUGUUCCCCGACGGCUCCGCCACCCUGAACGGCCAGGCCGUCUUCAACAGCAGCGACAACGCCGGCGCCGCCGUGGCCGUCCGCGACGCCGACGACGUGGACGUGCUGCAGAUGGUGCGCGGCGAGGACGGCGCCGUGAACGUGAAGCUGGCCGACCACGGCAUGAGCCUCGUGUACGGCAACAGCAGCGUCGUCAUCCAGGCCGGCGCCUCCCUGCGCGGACGCCUCUGCGGCAUGUGCGGCAACUUCGACGCCUCCGCCGCUGGCGACAUGCUCAACCCCAAGAACAAGGCCGAGAAGACCGUCCAGGCCUUCGCCGACUCCUACGCCAUCAAGGACGCCCAGUGCAGCAAGGGCCGCCAGUGAGCGAAGCCCCGCCGCGCGCAGCCACGCGCCACGCGCCGAUGAUGUCCACUGCAUUGUCAAUUUAGCUGAUUAAACAGAGCUGACAUCCCGCA